AUGUUGGUUAUACAUCUGAAACGUUUCUCGCUAACUGAAGAGUUCAGUGAGAAACUAAACACAAUUGUCGACUUCCCCUUGAUCGGCUUGGACAUGAGCCUCUAUGCAGCUAAAGACAUCGUUCCAUGUCCUUACAAUGUGUACGCUAUCUCAAAUCACAGCGGUACCACCUACAGCGGACACUACACAGCCCACUGCAGACAUCUUUAUACGAAAAUUUGGCACGAGUACAAUGAUUCUCUUAUUUCUUCAAUUUCAUCGAAUUCUCUUGUCAGUGGGGAUGCUUACGCUCUUUUUACCAAAAAGAGGCCCACCCAAAAUACGAAUUCAACUACGGAUUUCAAGACGCCUCUACUGGUGACAACAGAUCCCAACACGAACAAGAUGGUGACUCAGUGA
Phaedon cochleariae (mustard beetle) is the source of this 399-nucleotide messenger RNA. The record is from the annotation of a GenBank genome assembly. NCBI's taxonomy places the organism in Eukaryota, Metazoa, Arthropoda, Insecta, Coleoptera, Chrysomelidae.